Populus trichocarpa (black cottonwood) is the source of this 1794-nucleotide messenger RNA. RefSeq names its product probable magnesium transporter NIPA6. The transcript has 9 exons. Gene Ontology annotation, biological process: magnesium ion transport. Lineage: Eukaryota; Viridiplantae; Streptophyta; Magnoliopsida; Malpighiales; Salicaceae. Gene Ontology annotation, cellular component: membrane. Bases 385 to 1422 code for a protein of 345 amino acids. The record is from RefSeq and is a predicted model, not a curated record. Gene Ontology annotation, molecular function: magnesium ion transmembrane transporter activity.
CUAGGUUCCCUUAACGAUCCCUUCUCUAUGGUCCUUUUUCACUCUUGCUGACAUCUUUGAUCUUUCCCUUCUAACAAAACAAAAACAAAAGACUAUCUUAUGAUAAUUUAACCUCAAAAAAGCAAACUACACAUCAGCAGAAGUAGAAAAACAUUCAACGAACACUUGUAACUUUUACAUUCGUCUGUCUUUGCAGAUGCUGGAUUGGUCAACUACAAACAUCAUCAUCAUCAUCAAAACAAGAACAUCAUCAAGACCGUUACAUUAUUGUAUUUAGAGAAAACCCAGAUUGGAUUUCUCAUUGUUUUAAUAGAAUUAUCAUCCCUUUUUCAUUUUGUUUUCUCAUCUAUGUAUAUAUGUAUGUAUGUGUAUGUAUAUGUGUAGAUGUACUCAAGCAAUUUAUUGGGGUUUAUACUGGCAAUGGUUUCCAGUGCCUUUAUAGGCUCUAGUUUUAUAAUCAAGAAGAAGGGCCUUAGAAAAGCCGGUGUUAGCGGUCCUCGAGCAAGUUCUGGAGGCUAUGGUUAUUUGUUGGAGCCACUAUGGUGGAUAGGCAUGAUUACUAUGAUUGUUGGAGAGAUUUCCAAUUUUGUAGCAUACAUUUAUGCUCCUGCUGUUCUUGUGACACCACUUGGUGCAUUGAGUAUCAUUGUUAGUGCUGUAUUAGCCCAUUUCUUGUUGAAGGAGAAGCUGCAAAAAAUGGGGGUGUUGGGUUGUCUUCUAUGUAUUGUUGGUUCUACUGUGAUUGUUUUACAUGCACCUGAAGAACGGUCCAUCAAUUCAGUAGAAGAAAUCUGGGAAUUAGCUAUUCAGCCAGCAUUUCUCUUGUAUACAGCCUCCGUGGUAGCUAUAGCAUUGGUGCUGAUUUUGUAUUUUUCUCCACGCUAUGGCCAAACCAACAUUUUGGUGUAUAUAGGAAUUUGCUCUGUAAUUGGAUCAUUGACUGUUAUGAGUAUAAAAGCCAUCGGCAUUGCUAUAAAAUUAACCAUAGAGGGCAUAAACCAGGCCAAAUACUUUCAAACAUGGAUUUUCGCAAUGGUUGUAAUUACUUGCAUCAUCACUCAAUUAAAUUAUCUAAACAUGGCAUUAGAUACAUUCAACACAGCAGUUGUUUCUCCCAUUUACUAUGCUGGGUUUACUUCCUUUACAAUUCUUGCCAGUGCAAUAAUGUUUAAGGAUUAUUCUGGUCAAAGUGCAAGCAGCAUUGCAUCUGAACUUUGUGGGUUUCUUACCGUGUUAUCUGGUACUGCUGUAUUGCAUAGCACGAGAGAGCCAGAUCCACCAACCCUACCAGAUCUUUAUACACCAUUGUCUCCAAAAGUUUCAUGGUACAUCCAAGGCAAUGGAGAACAUUGGAAACAGAAGGAUGAAGAUGGGUCACCUCCUGAUUUCAUCACAAUUCUCCGACAAGACCAUUUCAAGUGAGAGAUAAUAUACUUGAGGUGCUACAGUUUUCAACUUGUUCAUGGUGCUAAGGCCCUAAGCAGAACAGCUCGAGUGUCUAUUGAUUUUGCAGGUGAAAACCAUGUGGUAAAGUGUUUUUUUGUUAGGGAAUACUUUGUUCUUUCCCCCCUUUAAAGAUGGUAAUAACAAUUUUAUCUUGCAGUCUUGUGCCAAAGUUGUUAGUAGUGGUCUCUCACCUUAUUUUGAUUUUCACUUUUUUGUUCUCUUUUUCAACGUGUAGCAAUAUUUGAUUUCAUUCUUCAAACCAUGUCCAGUCUCAUUGUGUAGGCUUCAGACUGAGCUGGUAGUCUAAUUUAUUUGAUUUUAUAUGACAAGUAUUGGUAAAUUCAUCUC